Messenger RNA from Phoenix dactylifera (date palm), 2760 nucleotides. RefSeq names its product xyloglucan galactosyltransferase KATAMARI1 homolog. Gene Ontology annotation, molecular function: glycosyltransferase activity. The record is from RefSeq and is a predicted model, not a curated record. NCBI's taxonomy places the organism in Eukaryota, Viridiplantae, Streptophyta, Magnoliopsida, Arecales, Arecaceae.
CCUUCGAGAGACGGAGCCCUCCGGCGUCGAUUCUUCUCUCACGCUCUGUAAGUUUAUGCCCUCCCACUCUCUCGCUGAUCUCUUUAUCCCUUUCUUUUCAUUCCAAGAUCUGGUUUUUAGAUCAUUUAUCGUCUUGAUUCGAUCAAAGAAGAAGUUUUUUGUUGUUUUUGGGACGAUUUCUUCCUUGGAAUUCUGCCGUUUUUGAUGUCUCUAGGCCUCCCCUGUUGUAUUUAGGAUUAAGGUUCUUUUAUGGUAGCUGUGAUUUGAGGGCUUGCUACGGUUUAAUAGGCGUAUCUCGUGAUUUUGAGCACCGGAUUAAGAUUUGGGCUCGAUACAUUGAUGCAAGGGAUGCUCUUGUCUUCUCUUUAGCUGUAAUUGAUUCCCAAAAUUUGUGAUUUUAUUUGAGAUUUAGGGUUAAGGUUUCACUGGAGAAUCAAUUGGAUCGUUAAUCAAUUUGAAAUUGAUGCUCAAAUCGAUGAGAAUUGAGUUGUCAUUGGAGGAGGUAGAGCCAUUUUUUUCUUUUGCCUGAAGGUUAGAAUCCCAUGAGACGGCGUCCGCCUGUAUCUAGUUAUCACGAGGAGAUGGAAAAGACCAAUGAUAGGCACCCGCCAUCCCGUCUCUGCUUCCUAGCUACAUUAGCUGCCAUGUUCUGGGUCUUCAUCUUCUACUUCCAUUUCUCCAUGCUCAGUAAUAGCCCCAUCAAUCUGCCAGAACGACCUACCCGCUUCCACCGCAUUUCAUCCAAUGCCCAACAUUUGUCCAAGGACCAGGAUCUAUCUGAAUUAACCUCAUCCAGUGCUCCUCAUUUGUCCAAGAACAACCAUCCAUCUGAGCCAGUUGUCAUGCCACAUCCCAAGCUGCCUGACACCCAUCCAGCACCCAAGAAUUACCCCUUCACCCGGGCCCUCAGGACCCUCGAGAACAAGAGCGACCCUUGUGGCGGAAGGUACAUCUAUGUCCAUGACCUCCCUUCUCGGUUCAAUGAUGACAUGCUUAAAGAUUGCAGAAAGCUCAGUCUUUGGACCAACAUGUGCAAGUUCAUGACCAAUGCCGGCAUGGGUCCACCCCUCGAGAACAUCAAUGGGGUCUUCUCAAAUACCGGGUGGUACGCCACCAACCAAUUUGCAGUAGAUGUGAUCUUCAGCAACCGAUUGAAGCAGUAUGAGUGCUUGACCAAAGAUUCGUCCAUUGCAGCUGCCAUCUUUGUGCCUUUCUAUGCUGGUUUCGACAUAGCACGGUAUCUUUGGGGAUAUAACAUCUCGGUCAGGGAUGCUGCCUCUCUUGAUCUGGUGGAUUGGCUCAUGAAGACGCCAGAGUGGAGCGUGAUGGGUGGGAGGGACCACUUCUUGGUGGCGGGGAGGAUUACAUGGGAUUUUAGGAGACUGACGGAUUCUGAAUCAGAUUGGGGAAACAAGCUUCUCUUCUUACCGGCUGCCAAGAACAUGUCUAUGCUGGUUGUGGAGUCAAGCCCAUGGAAUGCAAAUGAUUUUGGGAUCCCAUAUCCUACUUAUUUCCACCCGGCAAAGGAUGCUGAUGUUUUCAUUUGGCAAGAUCGAAUGAGAAAGUUGGAGCGGAAGUUUCUUUUCUCCUUUGCAGGGGCACCACGCCCUGAUAACCCAAAAUCUAUCAGAGGACAGAUUAUCAACCAGUGCAAGAAGUCUAAGGUUUGUAAAUUGUUGGAAUGUGAUUUUGGGGAGAGCAAGUGCCACUCUCCGAGCAGCAUAAUGCAGAUGUUCCAGAGCUCAUUGUUCUGCUUGCAACCUCAAGGGGAUUCGUAUACAAGGAGAUCAGCUUUUGACUCAAUGCUGGCCGGUUGUAUCCCUGUUUUCUUCCAUCCAGGGUCAGCUUAUACCCAAUACACUUGGCAUCUUCCAAGAAAUUAUUCAAAGUAUUCAGUCUUCAUCCCAGAAGAUGAUAUUCGCAAGAGGAACGUAAGCAUUGAAGAAAGAUUGAAGCAAAUUCCUUCAGAUGUCUUGAAGGAUAUGAGAGAGGAGGUCUUAAAUCUCAUACCAAGGCUGAUAUAUGCGGAUCCUAGGUCGAAAUUGGAGACUCUUAAAGAUGCCUUUGAUGUGGCUGUACAGGCAAUUAUUGACAAGGUUACGAAAUUGAGGAGGGACAUAAUCGAAGAUCGUGAAGAUAAGGAUUUCAUUGAGGAGAACAGUUGGAAGUAUGCUUUGUUAGAGGAAGGUCAGCAGACAGUCGGCGCACAUGAAUGGGAUCCAUUCUUUUCUAAACCUAAGGAUGGUGGUGGAGAUUCUGGUAGUUCAUCAGCUGAUGCUGCUAAAAAGUCAUGGAAGAAUGAGCAAAGGAGUCAGUCUUAACCUAUAUGCUAGGUUUACUUGGCAAAAGGGCUAAGAGAUCAUUUUGAUCAAUCAUCAGAUCAUUGUUGUUUUGAAGCUACUUCAGUGCUGGCGCACCAUAGAGAUCAAAGCUGAGGUUCAUGGAACUCCAAAUUCUGAUCAUGGCCAUGUUGGGGCAUAUUCGAUGAUUUUUUCUAAAUUUGGAAAGAAACUGUGCCUACAACAAUAUUUGGAAUUAAGUGGUCGGCGACUGAUAUUCUUUUCAAUAUAUAUAUCAUUUUUUUAUAGUUUAGGAGUUCCACCCGUUUUGGCAUUUUCUUACAGUUCUGUACCCCUCUUAUAUUACAUGUUUCACAAAGAUAGAAAUACCGUUAUUGUAUCUUUUCUUCUCCAUUUUAAUCCCAUCAGAUCCACCGAGAAUUAGUGAAUUAAUAAAAUUCUUUUUCUAGCUGCUUCUCUA